AUGGAUUCUCAACAAGGCUCCGGCGACGAUAAGUGGGAGGUCGUCGACGUCGACGGCGGCAGCGAUAAUUCGUGGGACGACCUUGCCGAAUUUGACGACGGCAUUGGCGACGGCGGAAAUUCGUCCGAGGACGUUGAUGAGUAUUCCAACGGCAACAGCGACGGCGAUGAUACGUUGUUGGAUGUUGCCGAAAAUACCGACGGCGACGAGGAGGAGGAGGUGGAGAAGAAGCAUUACACAAUCCUCAAAGAAGAAACAAUGAAGCAUCUCCAACGAUACGAUAGCAAAGAAGUUUUCGAGGAAUGGUUCGCCGAUGAUGAGAGAUCACGCGCCGCCGUUGGCAUACCGGCCGAUGAAAAGCCGGGGACGCCCGAGGGAAGCUACUGCGUAAUUUGCACAAAAACCGUCGGGUUUAGCGGCGCGUUGUCCGGUAGCUGCGGCUCCGGAUGCCGGAUGCCGCGCUACCCAGAGCAGCAAUGCGCCACCACCGUGGCCGGCCUUGACACCGUGGAGGAGGCGGCGGCCGAAGAUCAUAAAUGCAGAUUUGAUGAGUCUUUACGCCGAUCGUACGUCGAAUCCAGCCGGAAUCGGAAGUGGUGCCCUCGGCCGAGAAGCGAAUUCGCAGUGGAGAUUGAAGGUGGCGGCGACGGAGACGAGGAAACCUACGAGACGACGUACGACUGUGGCUAUAAAUUCUGCUGGCGGUGUGCGGAGGAGCAGCACCACCGCGCCGGCUGCGACGAGGUGGUGAAGUGGACGAAGAAAAACAGCUCCGAGGCUGCAGAUCAAAUCGACACUUGGAUUCUAACCCUAAUUUGCACCAAAUCGUGCCCUAAAUGCGACAAGAAAAUUGAGAAAACUCAAGGCUGCAACCGCGUGAAAUGCGGCGCCUGCAACCACCAAUUCUGCUGGUUUUGCCUGCACAAUUGA
This is a messenger RNA of Salvia miltiorrhiza (redroot sage), 930 nucleotides long. RefSeq names its product probable E3 ubiquitin-protein ligase ARI11. Gene Ontology annotation, molecular function: ubiquitin conjugating enzyme binding; zinc ion binding; ubiquitin protein ligase activity. Gene Ontology annotation, cellular component: ubiquitin ligase complex; cytoplasm. Gene Ontology annotation, biological process: protein polyubiquitination; positive regulation of proteasomal ubiquitin-dependent protein catabolic process; ubiquitin-dependent protein catabolic process. NCBI's taxonomy places the organism in Eukaryota, Viridiplantae, Streptophyta, Magnoliopsida, Lamiales, Lamiaceae. The record is from RefSeq and is a predicted model, not a curated record. The transcript has a single exon. The coding region runs from base 1 to 930 and encodes 309 amino acids.